This is a messenger RNA of Vicia faba (fava bean), 300 nucleotides long. The record is from the annotation of a GenBank genome assembly. Lineage: Eukaryota; Viridiplantae; Streptophyta; Magnoliopsida; Fabales; Fabaceae.
AUGAACCCUCCGUUCCUCAUCAUCAACGUUCGUAACGUCAUCCACCACCUACACCCCUCCAAUCGCACGAUGCCACUACUCCAAUCACCGUUGAGCUUCGGAUCUGCGCAACAAUCAUACAUCCGAUGCGAGAUGCCCGACACCGCCGCCACCCAUUUAAAGAUUCCUCCGCCACGAGUGAUUGCACAGCCAUCGCGAUCUCUCGAUGUUGCUCGUCCCGGCCACAUAUCAGUGCAAGUUCAUUUUGAUGUUAUCACUUUUUGUUUUGACCAUGAACUUGUGGUGUUUGUUUGUAUUUGA